AGUAUAUGAUUGUGAGGCAAUCAUUCUAAGUGUUCAGGAUGCGUACUCACGUUGUUCUAGUAUUUUGCUUAGCCGUGGUUACUGACAGUACCACGGCUCAAAAAAUUGUCGGAGGAGAUGAAGUUGCGUCGAUCACCCAGUACCCUUUCAUAACAGCUUUACUUGGCUCGCCAACGGGUUUUUAUUUCUCCGUACAAUGCGGUGGUACUAUAAUAAAUAACAGAUCAGUUUUAACGGCUGCCCACUGUUUUACAUAUUAUCCUUUUCCUUUUCAAUGGCGUAUACGAGCUGGUUCCCUAUAUCACAAUAGGGAUGGAUUUGUGGCUUCAACUAACUUACUCAUUAUCCACCCCAACUACGACACCAUGACAUUAAAUAAUGAUAUUGCUAUUAUAAGAAUUAUUGGCGAAUUUUCAUUUAAUGACAACGUCGGCGUAGCGUCUAUGGCUAGCUACACUCCUGCCGACAAUUCACCGGUAUGGGCUGUUGGAUGGGGAUCACUUUAUUAUAAUGGUCCACCCGUUGAUCGACUUCGCCAUGUUCAAAAAUGGACGGUAAACCAAGCAACCUGCAGAGACCGUUAUGAAGAAAUUAAUGAUGUGAUCACUGAAAAUAUGCUGUGCUCCGGCUACCUCGAUGUCGGCGGUCGCGACGCAUGUCAAGGAGAUUCCGGAGGACCUCUCCUCCAUAACAAUGUUGUCGUCGGUGUAACAUCUUUUGGAGAGGACUGCGCCCACUCUUAUUUCCCUGGAGUCAAUGUCCGAAUAUCUAAUUAUAUUUCUUGGAUUCAGAACAAUCGAUAAUAAUAUGUCCACCUUUUAAUGUUUUUCCAGCUCUUUUAUUUAAUUUAGUAUUUAAAAGAAAAUAAAUAAUAUACUACAUAUUAA
Melitaea cinxia (Glanville fritillary) is the source of this 887-nucleotide messenger RNA. RefSeq names its product trypsin, alkaline B-like. The transcript has 4 exons. Lineage: Eukaryota; Metazoa; Arthropoda; Insecta; Lepidoptera; Nymphalidae. Gene Ontology annotation, biological process: proteolysis. The record is from RefSeq and is a predicted model, not a curated record. The coding region runs from base 39 to 803 and encodes 254 amino acids. Gene Ontology annotation, molecular function: serine-type endopeptidase activity.